UGAACGUAAAUGGUAUAAGCUUGGCCGUGUAGUUCAACUCGUUGAGCUGGUGUUCGUCAUUUGGCCAAUGAAGCUACUUGUACUAGGGAAAUCCUACUGGUCGGGCCACAUGCGCCAACAUGACUUGUUUAAGGUGCCAUCUCAGAUUGGCAGUACAGGCAGCAGAAUGGCAGAAAUUAUUGGCAUGGAGAGCCUGUGGGACUCCUGGUUCUCCUCCUGGUCCACCCGUGUCCCAAAAGAUAUCAUCAACAUGGUGUUGGAACUAGUGUCGACAACAACUAAAGUUGGUCAGAUUGACAUCAGGAAAUCACGUGGCCAGAAUGCCCUAAACAAAGGCAACCUCUUAUUUGGGGAGGAACUAGCAUGGAGCGUGGGAUUGGAUCUGGAGGAGAGCAUCCUCGUGUGGCACAUCGCCACUCAUGUCUACCUCGAGUGGUUCCGCACGAAGGUCCAUCAGACAACAACAAAGCAGCCAAAAAGAAUAGCAGAUCUUUGCAAGGCAACAAAGGCUCUCUGCAAUUACAUGUUUUUUCUGCUGGCCUCCCGUCCCUACAUGUUGCCUUACCCUGUUAACCGCCAGAGGUAUGUCCAGCUGUGCCAUGAUUCAAUCACUCUUCUGGGCAGAUGCCACGUCCGCGACCUGCUCAGGGCCAUAUCUUACCAGACGGAGCGCUUGAUGGAAGGACAAACACUUAAAACCACAAGAAAUACCUGCUCUUUGUAUCGCACAGUAAGUCAACUUGACAAAGGAUGUAAGCUUGCCGCAAAGCUGAUCCACACAAUAGAGGGAGCAGGAAGAGGUACGAAUGCUGAUGGCACCCUCGAGAUGAUCUUCGAGGUUUGGGUGGAGAUGUUAUGCUACACGGCCUACUCGUGUAACGAGAAAUCUCAUGCCAAAAACCUGACAAGCGGUGGUGACCUCAUGACAAUCGUUGCACUUAUGAUGGUAUACAUGUCAAAUGGCUUUAUUAUUCAGAAAUCAAAGGAGGAGGAGGAGAAGAAGAAGACGAGCGAUGAGGAGGCUGGCACUUCGUCGACUUAGUUGGACCAGUGUACGUACGUACUUGUUGCCAAAUUCGAUUGGGCUAGACGCGCAUCUAUCCACCGUAUUAAGUCUAUAUUUAUCACCAA
Triticum dicoccoides is the source of this 1131-nucleotide messenger RNA. RefSeq lists its product as uncharacterized. The transcript has 2 exons. Bases 68 to 1042 code for a protein of 324 amino acids. The record is from RefSeq and is a predicted model, not a curated record. NCBI's taxonomy places the organism in Eukaryota, Viridiplantae, Streptophyta, Magnoliopsida, Poales, Poaceae.